Paramecium sonneborni is the source of this 1705-nucleotide messenger RNA. The record is from the annotation of a GenBank genome assembly. Lineage: Eukaryota; Ciliophora; Oligohymenophorea; Peniculida; Parameciidae.
AAAUUUGAAUUUACUUAUGUCUGAUUAAUUCGACUAGUUACAAGAGGGAAUAGUUCAAAAUGAAGUGCCUGAAUAGAGCGAAUAGGAGCCUUUUGAUUAAAUAGCUCCAAGAUAAAAUAAUGAGAAAAAACAAAAUUUUUAAAUUGAAGAAGAGGAUGAAUAAGAUUAAAAUCAACCGGUUAGUGCUAUAAAAGAGGUUGUGAAGCCUGAAGAGAAUAAAAAGAACGUAUCUUAGAUUAGCAACCCAUUAUAGCCCAUAAUGAUAAAUAAAGCAGAAACAAAGAGAAUAGUACAUCAGGCAGCAUUAGAAAGAAAGACAGAAGCAUUUGAAUAAACAAAAAGUUAUGAACUUCAUAGAUCUACAUAAAUUUAUUAACAUAGACAAUUAGUUGAUUCUGUUUGGGCAAGAUUGUAGAAAGUAGUAGCUUCAUCAGAUGAAUCUAUGAAAUUUUUAGUUUCAUAUAUGAGAUCGAGAAUUGAAUAAGAAGAAUAACAAUUGAAAUACUCUUAAACAGCUUAAUUAAGUAAAUUGUUUAAGGAUUUUGGUAAUAGAGACUUAUAAUCAUAAUUUUAGAUGGAAAGAUCAUGUAAUGCAAUUAUCCUGAAUUUUCUAAAGCAGUAAGAACAAUGGAUUCUGCAAUGGAAAGAUAAACAGAUUAAAUUAAAAUUUUUAUUGUUUGGAUGUAAAAUUAAACUAGAGAAAGAUUGGAAUAAGAAAUGAAUAAUUUUACUAAUUAAAAUAGGGGUAUCAAUAAAAUUAAAAUAUUUAGAAUUGCUUAAUACAUAUAAUAGAUUCAAAAAGACCUUAAUGGAUUUAGACAAAGAAGUACUAAAAUAUUUUAAUAAAUAUGAUAAAAUGUAUUAAAAUAUGACUGUUAAGGGAAAAAAGCCAUAAAAAGAUUUUUUAAGAGCAGAAUUAAAGUAUAAAUAAGUAAGUCAUGAUAAUUGAAUAUGUUUAGGCUGCUUCAAGAGUAAUAGUAUAUUAAAGAGAAUUUGGAACAUGGCUAUUAAAUAGUUGGAAUGAAAUAAAGUUAUUAGAAACUUAAAGGUUAGAUUUGGUCACACAUACUUUAAUAGAGUUUUAGAAUUAAAUAAUGAACGUUUAUGGUAAAAUUGCCUAAUAAGAUUAAAUACUUGGAUCCUUGAGUGGAGUUAAGGUGUAAUAAGAAGUUUAGACUUUGUAUUCACCUGAUUUUGUGUUAACAAAAUAAGAAUUAGAAUUUAUUUAGACAGAAUAAUAAUAGGAAUUAGUAAAAUAUUUUUAAAAUUUCUAAGUAAAUAUUGUAGAUAUAAAGUAUAGGUUAUUGAUAAAUAUGCAGAAUUAUCUCAUCCUUUAAUUUUAAAGUAGUUUUCAGCUUAGAGAGAUGUUGGAACUAUUGGAAAGACUUGGAUAGAAACAGGAAUAAUAAUUACAGUUGAUCAUUAUUUUUUGACUUUUGAUGGGAAGCCAACUAGAUUUUCAAAACCAGAGAAUAAAUAUCCACUUGAUGGAAUGAAAAUGAAUACAAGAAAUCCUUUAGAAUUAGAGAUUUUAUUUGUAAUUCCUGGAUUAGUAAUGGAUUCUAAGAAGAAGUUGCUAAUUCAAUUUAAGAAAUCAGAUGAAUUGGAAGAAAUGAUGUAUUUCUUAGAAACAGUUGGGCAAAAUAAAUUUGCUUUAAAUUGAAAUAUGUCAAGCAUGAUAUAAUAUGAAUAGUUAUAAAAUAAU